AUCACUCUUUUCUUUAUAUAUAGAUCAUAUGGUUCUCUCGUAGUUAUCUCUUGUUCUUGGUUUUCUUUUUCUUUUACUCUCUUUCACCAAAUCUUCUUCCUCCUCUUUAUAUUCUCUUAGUUUUUUUUCACCAUCAACAAUGGUGGAUCUUCAAACUGUUUGCUGCAUGUGCGGCGACGUUGGUUUUCCUGACAAACUCUUCCGCUGCAACAAAUGCCACCACCGCUUUCAACACUCGUAUUGCAGUAAUUACUACAGCGAGUUCGCUGAACCAAUUGAACUGUGUGAUUGGUGCCAAAGCGAAGCAAAGAACUCGAGGCAAGGAAGGUCUUCAAAGAAACCAACAACUGGAAACGAGAGUGGAAUUAUAAACCGAUCCGAGUAUUCGGGUGACAAAAUCAAGCAACAGGAUCGAGACGAAAGUGGUGAUCAUCAGAAAGGAAAGAGCAGUGGGACGCCCUCUCCAAGGCCUACGACACGCAGGUACAAGCUUCUCAAGGAUGUGAUGUGUUAACAACACUUAAUUCCCAAAGGAAAAAGAAAAGAGUUUGUGUCGAGAAAAUUGUGUGUUGUCGAUAGUAGCAAAACUUGUUCAUAAGUUGUUGUUAUCCAGCGUUUUCUUUUCAGGGUUAUGGAUGAAUUUGUUGGCAGUACGGCUUUUUUUCACUUUUUCAGUAAGUUUUGUUAAUAAAAUAAUGUAAUUUUAAUCAAACUGGAUCGUUGGCACAGGUUUUUAAGCUUUUCUCUUC
Gossypium raimondii (Peruvian cotton) is the source of this 749-nucleotide messenger RNA. RefSeq lists its product as uncharacterized. Bases 140 to 514 code for a protein of 124 amino acids. NCBI's taxonomy places the organism in Eukaryota, Viridiplantae, Streptophyta, Magnoliopsida, Malvales, Malvaceae. The transcript is spliced from 2 exons. The record is from RefSeq and is a predicted model, not a curated record.